AUGUCGGGGCCUCCUCGAUCUGUGCAGGCGCCUACAAAACGGACGACCGGCUCAAUGCGCCCACCAUUGAUGCGCCCAACCUCACAUCUAGCCCGCGGGCGCUCCGCAACACCUGCACAAGACGGAAGACAAUCGCGAGCAGAAUCAGUCGCUUCCACGAGGACUGUGCGGUCAUCUCCGUCGUCGAACCUCAAGCGCAAGGAACGCGAUUUCGAAGCCGCCGAUGAGGAAACAAAUAUCAAUGUUGUCGUCCGGUGUAGAGGCCGCAACGAUCGCGAAGUUAAGGAAAAUUCCGGUGUCGUUGUGUCUACGAAUGGAAUCAAGGGAAGCACGGUAGAGCUUUCGAUGGGCCCGAGUGCGCUCAGCAACAAGUCGUACCAAUUCGACAAAGUCUUCUCGCCCGCUGCCGAUCAGAACAUGGUUUUCGAUGAGGUUGUGGCCCCCAUACUUGACGAGGUGCUUGGUGGCUUCAACUGCACCAUCUUUGCGUACGGUCAGACCGGCACUGGCAAGACAUACACGAUGACUGGCGAUAUCUCGAAUAUCCUGCCUCUUCCAGAUGCCGCCGGUAUCAUUCCUCGCGUUCUUUACGCGCUUUUUAGCAAACUCGAAUCGGAAGAGACGGAAAACUCGGUCAAAUGCUCCUUCAUUGAGCUUUAUAACGAAGAGCUGCGAGAUUUGCUAUCGACAGACGAUAACGUUAAGCUCAAGAUCUACGACGAUAAUAGCAAGAAGGGGCACAGUACGACUUUGGUCCAGGGAAUGGAAGAGUGCCACCUCAAGUCAGCUGUGCAAGGUAUCAAGCUUCUCUCCGACGGAACCAACAAGCGACAAGUGGCAGCGACAAAGUGCAACGAUCUCAGUUCGCGAAGCCACACAGUCUUCACGAUCACUGUGUACAUGAAACGCGUGUCGGAAGACGGCGCGGAAUACUUGAGCGCCGGAAAGCUCAAUCUUGUCGACCUUGCUGGAAGCGAAAAUAUUCAACGCAGUGGAGCAGAGAACAAGCGCGCAGCUGAGGCAGGUCUUAUCAACAAGAGUUUGCUAACUCUUGGUCGCGUUAUCAACGCGCUGGUAGAACGCAGCUCACACAUCCCAUACCGAGAGUCAAAAUUGACCCGCUUGCUGCAAGAUUCUUUGGGUGGCCGAACGAAGACUUGCAUUAUCGCGACCCUGUCGCCUGCAAAAAGCAACCUCGAAGAGACGAUAUCGACCCUGGACUACGCCUUCCGCGCAAAGAAUAUUCGUAAUAAGCCCCAGGUCAACCAACUCAUGUCAAAGAAAACCUUACUCAAAGAGUUCACGGCCGAAAUCGAAAAAUUGAAGAGCGAAUUGGUCGCCACUAGACAGCGAAAUGGCGUUUACCUCACGCAGGAAAAUUACGAAGAGAUUACAACCAUUAGCGAGUCCAGGCGCAUCCUGAGCGACGAACAGCGCGACAAGAUCGAAACGAUGGAGGCGAACCUUCGCAAUAAAGUGGAAGAGCUUUUCAGCCUGACAACGAAUUUCCAAAACCUCAAAAAGGAUAAUGAGCAAACCAGGCUCACUCUUGAGGGUACGAAGGGCAUACUUGAAAAGACCGAAGCCGUUUUGACUUUAACGCGACAAAAUCUCGCUGAGGAGACGGAAUUGCGAAAAGCGCAUGCCAAGACGGAAGGCGAACUUGCUGAGAUCGGCCAGGGCAUGAUCUCUACACUCGGGAAGACGACGUCUGACAUUGAUGCUUUACGUUCCAAGAUCCGUCGAAAAUCCGAACUGCAGUCUCAAAACCGACAGCACUGGGCAACUUCUCAGAGCCAGGUCGUGGACACAACACAACUCGUCGAUAACCGCAUAGCGCAUUUCCGCAACCAACAAGAGCAGAUGAUGGAGAGUCUAUCGUCAAGGAUGCAAGCUUUCGUGACCGAUGAGCUUGACAAGCUUGGUGCCUCUCAGACGUUCCUGGAGGAAAAGAUGAAGGCUUACGGAACUUCUGAGCAAGAAGUCAACGAGCAGACUGCCAAAGCUCGUGAUGACAUGAACCAAGUAUUGGAAGAGAUUAGAACGCUGCGAGAAGACGUAAAGCAAAAAGUCGGUGCUGGUCUUAGUGAGCUGUCUGCAGCCGCUGAGAAAAUAUCCGCGAAUAUCAUUACGGAGCUGGAGAAUUUCCAGUCUGAGCUCCAUACAUCCUACCAGGCACUCGGCCGAGAGUUCAAGAACACUUUCGUCGAUCUGACCAAAUCUCUCAGCGAGCAACAAACCGAAAACGAGCGGUUGCAUCAGCAAGUCCAAGAAGCAAAUACUGCCCUCGUGCAAGCCAACAAAGCAUCCCAAGGUCGUCUCCUCCAGGUCGUUGACGAGGAAAAGCAGAAAUCAGCGGAAGAGCGCCAGCAGCUGCUCGUGCAGGUCACGUCGCUUAUCAAUGCUAAUGCAGAGGCGCAGGACAAGCGUUUGAACGAAAAGGUAUAUGGUGUGUGUGAAGAAAUAGGCACUGCGAAUGCUUCCUUUGAAAUUCAACAGUCUGCAUACUCCGAAGGGGUGGGUAACUGGACCAACAAGUCCCAGGACAUCCUUGCUGGGAUAUCCAAGUCGCAAGAUACCGUCAAGACUAAGAUCAAGAGUGAUUUCUCGGCGGUAAAUCAACGGUCUAGUUCGAUCAAGAACACGACCACUUCGGUGCAUGAGAGUACAGUGAAGAUUGUGGAAGCCCAGAUGGAGCAGAUGGACACACAAUUACAAUCCUUGGACGAUAUCAUGUCGCGCGUGCGUGAGCAAAAUGACGCUCAUCACACUGCUCAUACAAGCUCCCUUGGUGCACUGUCGUCCACCGUUCAGUCUUCUUACUCGAGCAUCGGCGAUCAUCUUUCCACAUCCUUUGCUCGGGUACAAGCGCUUGAGUCCGACGUUACCGCUCAGACAACCGCGCUCAAAGAAACAUUGCCAGCUCUGGCGGAGGACGCAAACAUCCGUGCUCCCCUGCAGGAGCUCCGUAACGCAAUUGAAGGUCAAGAGCUGCUCGAGUACAACCCCACCGGAGAGACACCACAACGCGUCAACUACACCAUCCCAAACAAGCUUCCGCGGACUGAGGCACACGAAAACCUCCUAUCGCGUCUUCGCGAUGGCCCUGUCUCUGCAGAUGCUCGUAGUCCCACCAAGGGUUUAGUCUUCAACGACACUGAAAAUGAAACAACGGACAUUUUCGAUUCGGUUACGAAGCCCAACUUUGGCCGCUCCGUCAGCGCACAUACUGUCGCUAUGACCCUCGGGGCCUCUCUUCGCGAGCUGGAUGUUAAUGUCGUCGCUCAAGAAAACCACACACAGCCAUUGCCCAUUGUGUCUCACUCUGACACCAUGGUCGUAGCGGCGCCUCCGCUUAAGAAGCAACGCAGUGAGGACACAAAGUUGCCGAUGAAGAGGAUGACUAGGAAGACGGUUGGUGGAGAGGGCAAGGGUGAUCGGGAGAAUUUGACAAUUACGAACUUCAGCUCAAGUAUUGGACCGGGACUUGCAAAGGGCAGGAGGUUACGGAGCCACGGAAGCAAUUAG
Didymosphaeria variabile is the source of this 3528-nucleotide messenger RNA. Its product is annotated as Kinesin- motor protein. Gene Ontology annotation, biological process: microtubule-based movement; mitotic spindle assembly. NCBI's taxonomy places the organism in Eukaryota, Fungi, Ascomycota, Dothideomycetes, Pleosporales, Didymosphaeriaceae. Gene Ontology annotation, molecular function: microtubule binding; ATP binding; plus-end-directed microtubule motor activity. Gene Ontology annotation, cellular component: nucleus; spindle microtubule. The transcript has 3 exons. The coding region runs from base 1 to 3528 and encodes 1175 amino acids. The record is from RefSeq and is a predicted model, not a curated record.